This is a messenger RNA of Fusarium graminearum PH-1, 594 nucleotides long. RefSeq lists its product as uncharacterized. The transcript has 2 exons. Bases 1 to 594 code for a protein of 197 amino acids. The record is from RefSeq and is a predicted model, not a curated record. Lineage: Eukaryota; Fungi; Ascomycota; Sordariomycetes; Hypocreales; Nectriaceae.
AUGAGCGCCCAGAACGAAGGGCCUCUCCCAGCCCAGACAUCAUCACCCAUUCGACUUAAUAGGAAGUCGGCUCCUGCUGAGGAUUGCCUCAAUGAGGCAAAAACACCCCUGGACGAGAUCGAGUCUCGCGUCGUUGCUCUGCAACGACAAAUCGCCAAUUUAAAUUCCGGCACGCUCCUACAGAGCAUCAAGGAGGCCACUGCCCGCCUCGCAACCUCCUGGGCCCUGGUCACCAAGCACCAGCGAUACGUGGACGGGUACCAGGAACUGGCGCUGCCCGAUGCGCCAACCUACCAUGUCCAAGCCCUGAAAACGGCUCAAAGUGAUCUUGAAAAAGCCUCACAGGAUGCUCAAGCUGCUGAUGGAGUGCUGGCGUCUGCUCAGAAGGAGCAGAGAGACUUUAAGCGUGUUGAGGAGAAUUUGGUGAUGUUGGGAGCUGAGAGAGCAACCCUGGACCAGUCUGUCCGUGACCUGACGUUGGACAAGGAGCGGUGCGACGUUUAUCUUGGGAUGGUGGAGUAUGGGCCUGAUGGUCUGGCCACUCUGCUGGAGAAGGAUGUUGGUGCUUGGAAGGGGAUGUUGGACCUAGUGUAG